AUGAAUAGUUCAGGUUCAGGUUCUGGUUCUAGUUCUGGUUCUGGUUCUCCUUGUGGAGCCUGCAAAUUCUUGAGAAGGAAAUGUUUGAAAGGUUGUGUUUUUGCACCUUACUUUUGCCACGAGCAGGGUGCUACUCAUUUUUCAGCCAUUCAUAAGGUCUUUGGUGCAAGCAAUGUCUCAAAGCUCCUAGCUCAUCUCCCUGUAACUGAUCGUUGUGAAGCUGCAGUCACAAUCUCAUAUGAAGCUCAAGCUAGACUUCAGGAUCCAAUUUAUGGCUGUGUUUCCCAUAUUUUUGCACUCCAGCAGCAGGUGGUAAAUUUACAAGCACAGCUAGCUUAUCUCAAAGAACAAGCAGCUCAGAGUUGUUUCAAUGCAUCUACCAAUAAAAACCCUAAUGAAAAACACUUUGAAAGAUCUAAUGCUUUUCCCCAAGAUCUUCAAAGUUGGUUCCAUGGGGAAAAUUCCAACCUGGGGCCAGAAUUUCUUCCUAACUUGUCUAAUAAUUCAUCAGCAACACAAUAUUAUGGGAACAAUGCUUUCAUGGAUCUAAACCCUAUUGGGGAUUAUGAAUGUUCAGGAGUCAAGGAAGAGAGUAGCUCAUUUUCUAGCUUUGAGGAGAGUUCUAAUAACUCAAUGUCCUAUGACUUCCAAACAAACAUGAGAUCGUGGGCCUUUCAUGAAGUGGAGGACCUACAUUCAGUGGCUUUUGGAUACAGUCGAUCAGAUUCAUGA
This is a messenger RNA of Gastrolobium bilobum, 732 nucleotides long. Its product is annotated as LOB domain-containing protein 29-like. The record is from RefSeq and is a predicted model, not a curated record. The transcript is spliced from 2 exons. Gene Ontology annotation, cellular component: nucleus. The coding region runs from base 1 to 732 and encodes 243 amino acids. Lineage: Eukaryota; Viridiplantae; Streptophyta; Magnoliopsida; Fabales; Fabaceae. Gene Ontology annotation, biological process: positive regulation of DNA-templated transcription; hormone-mediated signaling pathway.